This is a messenger RNA of Syngnathoides biaculeatus (alligator pipefish), 1323 nucleotides long. RefSeq lists its product as uncharacterized. Gene Ontology annotation, cellular component: nucleus. The transcript has 2 exons. Gene Ontology annotation, molecular function: DNA-binding transcription factor activity, RNA polymerase II-specific; RNA polymerase II cis-regulatory region sequence-specific DNA binding; protein dimerization activity. The coding region runs from base 1 to 1323 and encodes 440 amino acids. The record is from RefSeq and is a predicted model, not a curated record. Gene Ontology annotation, biological process: somite rostral/caudal axis specification; heart morphogenesis; regulation of transcription by RNA polymerase II. NCBI's taxonomy places the organism in Eukaryota, Metazoa, Chordata, Actinopteri, Syngnathiformes, Syngnathidae.
AUGGCCGGCAACAUGUCUUCUUCGGCCCUGCUCGAGUACAGCCUGCACUACCAGCAAUGGUUCUCCGACUCGGACGUCUCCGGAGUCUCCUCGCCGGAGACCCUCUCCCCGGACUCGUCGCCGUCGCCUCUUCUUCCGAAAGCCGGCAAGCCGGGAUGUACGUCCCGACUCGAUGUGACCUUGCAGGGAAGGCCCAGGAGGGCGGUGAGGGUCCGGAGUAAGCAGCGGGAGAGCGCCAGUGAGAAAGAAAAGCUGAGGAUGAGGGACCUGACCAAGGCUCUGCACCACCUGAGGUCCUACUUGCCGCCCUCGGUGGCCCCCUCGGGCCAGACCCUCACCAAGAUUGAGACCCUGCGCCUCGCCAUCCGCUACAUCUCCUUCCUGUCGGCACAGCUCGGCGAUACUUCCUCUUCCUCCUCUUCUUCCUCUUCAUCGUAUUACUGCGCCAGCCCUCAGCAGGCACCUCAGACAUGUGCGAAGGCCUGUGAUUUUAUGAUCCCCGCUUGCUCGCACCUCAUGGCAGGAGCCGGGCCCUUUCCCACGGGACCCCGCCAGCCGAGGUGCGAGGCCCUCUCUCACGGGGGUCUUGGGGGUCCCCUAAAGGUGCAAGCUCGCACCUCCCGCCACAUAUAUAGAGCCAGCUUUCGCCGUCUGUGCUCACAAUUCCCUCGACUUUUGCUUCCUGCAGCAGAUCAUUGCUUCACUUCGAGAACGACAGACAUGGAGACUCAGUUCCAUCUCCACGAGACCCAGGGCACCUUCUCCUUGGAGUGCCUUAUGGAGAAGUCCUGCCUGGUCUACGACGUGCCAUCGGAUCCCGGCUAUUUCAGUGCAGGCCUGUCUCCCACCUCUUCCGAGGAUUCCUUCUCGCCAAACCUGCCGGACGCCUCGGACUGGUUCUUGCUCAGCAGUCCUUCUCCGGCUCCCGUCAAGAAGAGCCGGUCCAGGUACCCAGGCAAGAAGCGCCAGACGGCCAGCGAGCGGGAGAAGCUGAGGAUGAGAGACCUGACCAAGGCUCUCCACCACCUGAGGUCCUAUCUGCCUCCCUCGGUGGCGCCCCCGGGCCAGACCCUGACCAAGAUCGAGACCCUCCGCCUGGCCGUGCGCUACAUCUCCUUCCUGUCGGCCCAGCUGGGGCUCAGCGAGGAGGCGCUGGAGCAGAUGAGGAGACCUCCGGGGCAAGCGGCGCCACCGCAGACCCUCAGCCAGUUCUUGGGUGGCCAAGAUGGAUUCUGUGAGCAGAGCAGCGCCGUGCACAUGUUGGCCCCGCAGACUGGCUGUCAAGUAAGUUCACCUUCGCAAAGCACAAGACAAGGAAUUUAA